AUGUUGAAGACCAAGAACCUCCCUCCUGUGGUGUCCAGUAAGAUCACUGGCUACUGGCUAGUGGCUACAUCUGGGUUAAUUUUUGGUAUUGUCGUGAUUGGAGGUUUGACCAGAUUGACAGAGUCGGGCUUGUCUAUUACGGAGUGGAAGCCUGUUACUGGAACCAUUCCUCCUUUGAACGAAAUGGAAUGGCAGGAAGAGUUCGAUAAAUAUAAGGAAUCGCCCGAGUUCAAGCAGUUGAACUCGCACAUCACCUUGGAAGAGUUCAAGUUCAUUUUCUCCAUGGAAUGGGGCCACAGACUCCUUGGCCGUGCCAUUGGAAUGUUUUUCAUUUUGCCUGCCAUUUACUUUUGGAAAACUAAAAAGUUCAGUCCCCAUGUUACCAGAAGAGUGGUUGGACUCACUGGUUUGCUUGGAUUGCAAGGUGCCAUCGGUUGGUGGAUGGUCAAGUCAGGUUUGGACGAGGACCAGCUUGCAGAGAGAAACUCCAAGCCUACCGUUUCUCAGUACAGAUUGACCACGCAUUUGGGUGCUGCUUUCUUGAUGUACUUGGGAGUGUUGUGGACUGCGUUUGAGAUUUUCAAUGAGAACAAAUGGAUCAAGACCUUGAAGACAAACCCUGACAAAGUCACUGAGUUACUUGCAAAGUUAAAUAGUCCUGCUUUGAACAAGACUAGAACCAUCGCUCGCAGUCUCUUGGUUCUCACCUUCUUCACUGCAAUGACUGGAGGUAUGGUGGCAGGCUUGGAUGCUGGCUUGAUCUACAACACAUUUCCUCACAUGGGAGACGACUACUUGCCUUCUCGCAACGAGCUUAUGUCUCCUGUUUUUGCCAGAAAAGAAGACCUUUCUGAUUUGUGGUGGAGAAACCUCUUAGAGAACCCAACUACUGUUCAGCUCAUUCACAGAAUCUUUGCAAUCACCACUUUCUUUUCUGUUGUCGCUGCUCAGUCGUUUGUCAAGCGGAACAAGAGCAUUAUUCCCACUCUGGCACAGAAGAGGUUCCACGGUAUUAUGGGCUUGGUGACUCUUCAGGUUGCGUUGGGUAUUUCUACUUUGAUCUACUUGGUGCCUAUUCCUUUGGCUGCUGCUCAUCAGGCUGGAGCUUUGGCCUUGCUCACCAGCUCUUUGGCCUUUACUGCUGCUGUCAAGAGACCUAGACCCCAGACUGUCAACUAUAUCAGCAAAUUGUUGAAGGAGCAAUUGUUGAAGACAAGUAAAUAG
Messenger RNA from Sungouiella intermedia, 1224 nucleotides. The record is from the annotation of a GenBank genome assembly. Lineage: Eukaryota; Fungi; Ascomycota; Pichiomycetes; Serinales; Metschnikowiaceae.